Messenger RNA from Beta vulgaris subsp. vulgaris (sugar beet), 1254 nucleotides. RefSeq lists its product as uncharacterized. The record is from RefSeq and is a predicted model, not a curated record. Lineage: Eukaryota; Viridiplantae; Streptophyta; Magnoliopsida; Caryophyllales; Amaranthaceae. The transcript has a single exon. Bases 1 to 1254 code for a protein of 417 amino acids.
AUGUGUGAUGAGUAUAAUGCGCUUAUUAAAAAUAAUACUUGGACUUUGGUUGAGCGCCCCCCAGGUGCUAAUGUCAUUCGUUGCAUGUGGUUGUUUAAACAUAAAUUUUGUUUUGAUGGGACCUUUGAACGUUAUAAAGCACAGUUGGUUGUUAAUGGUAAAAAUCAAGAGGUUGGUAUUGAUUGUGAUGAGACUUUCAGUCCUGUGGUUCGUCCUAACACUAUUCGCACUGUGCUCAGUCUUGCAGUUUCCCGCAGGUGGUCCAUCCACCAACUUGAUGUAAAAAAUGCUUUCUUACAUGAUAACUUGCAGGAAACUGUUUAUAUGUUUCAGCCUCCAGGUUUUCAGGACUAUACUAAGCCCAAACAUGUGUGUCUUCUGCAAAAAUCUCUCUAUGGUCUUAAACAGGCACCGCGGGCAUGGUAUCAACGGUUUGCCACUUACAUCCUCUCCAUUGGCUUUGUCAGCAGCAAGUGUGAUCCGUCUCUAUUUAUUUAUCGAAAUGGACAGAACAUGGCAUAUCUUUUAUUAUAUGUGGACGACAUUAUCCUUGCCACUUCUUCUGAUGAUCUCCGCACCCGCAUCAUUGCUCUCCUACGGGCCGAGUUCGCCAUGACUUAUCUGGGCCCCCUGUCCUAUUUUCUUGGCAUUUCAGUCAAGCACACUUCACAGCACAUGUUCCUCUCUCAGACUAAAUAUGCCGAGGAGAUUCUCGCCCGUGCCCACAUGUCUUCCUGCAACCCCUGUGCUACUCCAGUUGACACUAAGGCCAAACUCAGCGCCUCCAAUGGCCCUCCUAUGCAGGAUCCUACUCUUUAUCGUCAGCUUGCCAGUGCUCUUCAAUAUCUCACUUUCACACGGCCUGACAUCACCUAUGCAGUUCAGCAGGUUUGUUUAUUUAUGCAUGAUCCUCGUGAGCCUCACUACCAUGCCUUAAAGCGUAUCUUGCGAUACCUUAAGGGCACACUUGAGUAUGGCAUGCACUAUACAUGCACUCCCGCCUCCGAACUUCUCUCCUAUACUGAUGCUGAUUGGGGUGGGUGCCCUGACUCUAGACGUUCUACUUCUGGCUAUUGUGCCUUUCUUGGUGACAAUUUGAUCUCUUGGUCCUCGAAACGACAAGCCACUCUCUCCCGGUCCAGUGUUGAGGCUGAGUACCGCGGCGUUGCAAACGUCGUUGCUGAAUCAUGUUGGCUUCGCAAUCUCUUACUUGAGCUUCACUGUGACAAUGUCGUCUACUGUCGUCUACUGUGA